Molecule: messenger RNA, 948 nt
Organism: Kluyveromyces lactis
Lineage: Eukaryota; Fungi; Ascomycota; Saccharomycetes; Saccharomycetales; Saccharomycetaceae
Product: chalcone isomerase domain-containing protein
Exons: 1
Coding region: 1-948 (315 amino acids)
Molecular function (GO): intramolecular lyase activity
Source: RefSeq, a predicted model, not a curated record
AUGUUGAGGUUUACUCAUGUGCUUAAUAAUGGGGCGAAACGCUCUGCUCUUAGUUUAGGAAGAAGCUACUUGCGUGGUUUCGGUUCCAUGCAUGGACCUCGAGUUGCUGUUUCAACUUUAAUCAAAAAAGACAAGAAACCUAAUGGCUUUCGUGGUAUGUUGGCUUUAUUUGUAGGUAUCGGAACACUCGCUGUAAGCGGGCUUUCUACAAACUUAUACAAUGAUCAAAAUGUUAAGGAAGAUCCUUGGAAAAGUGUGUCUGUUGAUAAGUCUAUUGACCCGUUUCCAACUGAGUUAAAGGCUCCUGAGUUCCCCAUUUCUACUGAAUAUGUUAUGUUAGGCUUUGGUAUAAGGUCGGUUACUUUCAUUAGUUUCAAAGUUUAUGGGUUAGGUAUCUAUGCUGCAAAAGAGGAUUUGGGAUUAAUCCCUAAAGUAUUGGAUUCAAACUUUCUUUCUACUGCGUUCAUUGAUUUCGACUCCAGUAAAAGUCAUCAGGAGAAUUUGAAGACUGCUUUAGACAACCCUGAAACUUCCAGAAUUCUCAUUAACAACUUAUUGGAUAGUGGAAUCAGAUUGGUCGCAAAAAUCACACCUAUCAGAAACACUGACUUCAACCAUCUCAAAGACGGUCUUGUGAAAUCCAUUCUUGGGCAUCCGGAUAGUAAAAAGGAUGAAGAUAGGUUAACGAAUGGAUUACAACAAUUACGCGAUGCUUUCUCAAGAAAAGGUUCAGUACCAAAGAAUAACGAUUUAUUGAUUGAAUUGCAAGCCAACGGAUAUUUGCAAGUAUCCUAUUUCGAUAGAAAAACAGGAGAAUCCACCACAAUGGGACAGGUAAAAGAGACAUUGAUCGGUAAAUUACUCUUCAGUCAAUAUUUAAGUGGACCUAAACCGUUAAGUCCAAGCACAAAAGAUUCUGUGGUAUCUAAAUUAGUUACAUUGGCUUAA